This is a messenger RNA of Chaetomium fimeti, 1788 nucleotides long. RefSeq lists its product as uncharacterized. The transcript has 2 exons. Lineage: Eukaryota; Fungi; Ascomycota; Sordariomycetes; Sordariales; Chaetomiaceae. The record is from RefSeq and is a predicted model, not a curated record. The coding region runs from base 1 to 1608 and encodes 535 amino acids.
AUGUCAGACCAGACAGGGCAACAAGUCUACCACAUUCAUCCUCUCGGUUGGGAAAAUGACCCCGACGAGGAGCGUUACAGGCUCUCCCCGCUCGACUACGUGGGUACAUGCGUCUUCAACAACUACGCCCUUUACUUCAAGCUGGACGAUGGAGACAAGGCCAACGCCCUGGAGGUGCUUCGCAGUGGUCUCGAGCGAACCCUCUGCCAGACCCGCCAUCUUAGCAGCACCAUCGAGGAGGGCCCCGACGGCGAUCACUGGUUUGUCCGCAGGAAGGAAAACACAGUCGAGCUCCGCGUCCAGUGGCUGGACACGCUCGAGGACGAAGACAAGUACCCAUCCCUCCAGGACAUGGAAGACGCGCACUUCCGCGCCCAGGUUCUCGGCGACCUCGACCUCUGGCAGAUCCCGCAGAUGCGCUACGGCGGAGACAACCCGGAAGCACACCCCGACCGCCGCCCCUCUGUCCUGGGAUUCAAAGCCAGCUUCGUCCGCGGCGGCCUAGUCCUCGUGACCCACGUGCACCACCUGGCCAACGACACCACCGGCUGGGCCAGCUUCAUCCAGCAGCUCGCCGAGAACUGCCGCGCUUCCGUCACCGGCACCCCCUACCCGCCCUGGGACCCGGCCUGCCUGGUCGUCGCGCGGCGCCUGGCCAAGGGCCCGGUACCGGAGGACCAGAAGAUAACGGCGCCCUCGUCGCUCCUCAACGACCCAACCUCACCCCUACCCCUACCAGGCGGCCGGCAAGCCCUCCUCUUCCACCUCCCCAAAUCCAAAGCCGCUCAGCUCAAAGCCCUCGCCCACCCACCCCCCUCAGCCUCCUCCCGCUCCUCCACCACCACCCCCAUAACAAACCCAACAAACAACACCACCACCACCACCACCCCCCCAACCCCAACCCCCCCAAAAAUAUCCACCUACGACGCCACCACCGCCCUCCUCUGGCAGAUCCUCACCCGCCUCCGCCACGCGCACUACGCCUCCCGCAUCCCGCGCUCGGCCCGCCCCCUGUGGGCCACCGUCAUCGACAUGCGGCAGCGGCUCAGGCUGCGCACCGAUCUCGACCUCGUCGGCGUGCCGCCGUCGCCCACGAUCCCCGCGCGCAUGCAGCGCAACCUGCUCUCGGCGGCCGUCUCGCGGCUGCCGCUGCCCGGGGUGCCGGAGGAAGACGUCUGGCCGCUGCACCGGGUGGCGGCGUGGGUGCGGGCGAUGACCGAGGCCGGGGGCACGUGGGCGGUGCUGGAGGCGCUGCACGACCAGUUCCGGCUGCUGCGCGACAAGACGCGCGCCGCGGCCGACAUGUACAACCUGCCUGCGCUGGCGGUCGCUGUUUCGGAUCAUAGGGCGGCCGCGGCGGUGAUUGGAGGAGGGAGGGAAGGGGAGGGCGCUGAGUUUGGGUUUGGGAAGCCGGUUGCCUAUCGCCAGCUCUGGGGGAGGGUGGACGUUGGGUUGUUGAUUUUGUAUCCCGCGCGGGCUGGGAGUGGUGAGGAUGAGGGGUUGGAGUUUACGAUUGGGUAUGAGAAGGUGCUGGCAAAGGAGUUGGUGGAGGAUGAGGAGUUUAGGAGGUGGUUUGAAUAUCGGGGGGUUGAUUGGGAGGAUGAGUAAGGGGAUGUUGAUUGUCGGCAGACAUGGAGAUACAGAAGAGACACAGUUUAGAGUAAAUACAGAGAUAGAGAGAUAUAUAUACAUACCAGGUAGGUUGGUACUUCGUAGUUUAUAAGUUCAGUAGCUACCUACCUAGGGUACAUACCCAGAGACCUAGCUGAAUAGAUCAUCUACUUUCCC